Molecule: messenger RNA, 4886 nt
Organism: Electrophorus electricus (electric eel)
Lineage: Eukaryota; Metazoa; Chordata; Actinopteri; Gymnotiformes; Gymnotidae
Source: RefSeq, a predicted model, not a curated record
AUACUGGCAGAGCAGUUAGGUUACUGUGGCAACCGUUUAUGACUCCAUGUUGUCUUGUUUGCACUGCUAUAUUCAGUCUCUAUAAUGGCUAGAACCACAUUUUAAGUUGAAAAGAAAUUUGGUGGGCAGCAUCUGAAAAAGAAAAAAAAAAGUUCGCAUAAACAAAGCUUCUGAGCAUUUCAACCUUAAUGCCCCGCUCGCCCCAGGCAGGGGUCUGGGGGUUAUUUGGUGGAUUGAUUUAGAUGAGUUUGCACACUCAGAGCACAGAGGCCUUCUUUGAAUCAGUACUAUAAGGAAUGUUUGUGAAGUUAUUGCUAUCGUUGAAGAAUAAAACCUGCUUGAAAACAAAACUGCUCUGCUGCAAUAUGUUCAACGUUCUGUGUUCUAAAUGGUCUGGGUGGUAGAAUUAAAGCUGCAGUCACAAUGCAGUGGUCAUUAAAAUAUUCCACAAAUAGAUGAGUCUUAAGUCUGUGUUUGAAGACUGCAAGGGACUCUGCUGUCCGUACUGCCAGCGGAAGUUCGUUCCACCAUCUGGGAGCCAGGAUGGAGAAUAGUCUCUAUGCUCGUCUUCCCAGGCUGGAGAGAAGAGAAUGUCGUGGUUUAAUGUGUCAAAGGAUGCCAAAAUGGCCAGAAAAAUCAAGACCGGUGACAGUUUGGCAGCUUUAGCAGCAUGACGUUUCUCUGCUAUGAGGGCUGAUUCUGUAGAAUUUGCAGAUGUUACUUCCAGUAAGAAGUUAGAAAGGAAAACUGGUAUGAGUUGAGGUCUGAAUCUAGGUGAGGUUCCCUCCACUGCCUCUCUGUUUCUGUUAGCCAGGGGGUUAGGUGGGGAGGACUUAGCAGGUCUAGAAUAGAUAGGGCACAGAAGAUUAAUCGAUGAGGAGAACAUAGAAAGGACAGUAUUAGUGACCGUGUCCAGAGAGAGAGAAGAAAGAGGGUGAGGGACGGUGGACAAAACGGAAGGGACGAAGGAGUGAUGAAGUGCAGAUUGCGACAGAAGGAGGAAGAACAUGUUGGGGAGGUAUAGAUGGAAAGAGAAUGUGAUGGUCUGAGAGGUGGAAGGGGGUGACCAUGAUGUCCGAUGUUGUGGUGGUCCGAGUGAAAAUCAGGUCCAGAAUGUUGCCCACUCUGAGUCGGAGGACACUGGUUGAGGACAAGGUCAAAUGACAUCAACAGUGGAAGGAUGCAGGAGGAAUGUAGCUCGUCUGAUGGAAGUUUUUAAGUCACCAAGGAAAAUGAGUGGGUUUCCUUCAAUGAGGAAUUGACUCAGGAGGGCGUCAGGCUCAUCAAUGAAGUUAUCUAGGGAACCUGGAGGGCGGUAGAUGACAAUGAUGUUAAGUUUGCGGGAAAAGACAGUGUAAUAGCGUGAAAUUCAAAAGAAGAGAUUGAAAGAGUAGAGGAAAGGAAAGUGGAGCGAAACGCCACUUUUGAGACGAUGGUAAUCCAGUGCCGCCACCUGCUGAGAUACCUUGGAGAAUGUGUGAAUGAAGAGGCAGAGGACAGGGCAGCCGAGUUCCCAGGGGUGAUCCAUGUUUCUGAUGGAGCCAGGAAGUGGAGGGAGGCUAGUACUGAGAUGAAGUGAGCCUUCUGGACAGAAGAUUGGCAAUUCCAGAGCCCUCCUGCCAACACGGUCUGUGCACUAUUAGAGAUUCACAAUUGUGUUUAUUGUUAUUUGUAUUCCGAGUACAUUUGUUCAGUAUUGCACGAUACGCCUGUUAUAUGGCAAGAACAUAAAGUGGACUUUCAUGUCUAGUUAAAAUGCAGGCCUGUGAAGGAGUGAGAUGGGAAAUGGCCCACAGAACCAAUCAGCACAGAGGGCCAGAUGUGACACGAUUGGAGACUGCCCAGCCCUACACCCAAUCAGCACGGAGGGCCAGAUGUGACACGAUUGGAGACUGCCCAGCCCUACACCCAAUCAGCACGGAGGGCCAGAUGUGCACCUCUGUAAAUCACAACACCUCAUGUUUCAGGGUGAACUUCAGGGUGAAGCUUUGAAGACCUGUUCCUGGAUUAAGCCUUUGGUUCCAUCUUCUCACUUCAAACUCAGCUGAACCAAUACAAGACAAGAGCUGGCAUACUGCAUGCCACAAUCUGGCAUACGUGCACGGUCGGUUUCUGUGAUUCCCAGAUAAUCAAUCAGGAAUACUGUAUGUAAAUAUAAAGCUUUUUCCCUCAUUUUCCUCUGCAGUGUUGGUAUGGUGUUUUAGUCUUCAUGCUGUGAUAUUACUGAACAAGGGACAGUUCUGGCAUUUCCUGUUGAACUAGUCCUACUCUCUUUUUCCCUCCCAAAUCUUUUCAAUUCAAAAAUGUACAUAAUUUUGAAAUUUUAGCUUGGUCGUUAUAUUGGAGAACCAAUCAACAAGUGUACACUGGUGUUCUGUUUUUCUUUAUUCAAUGAACAAUAUUCUUUUAUACAAUUUCUGUAUAGUUAAACUUUGUUAGUACUAUACUAAUGUGUCUGAAUCUCUUACCUCAGAAUUUCUAUGAAGUUCUAGGAAAAACCUGGGUGAUCAGAAUUUCUUUUAGACAUUGAGAAAGCUGUUACUAUUUCUAUGGUUACUAUUUCUCAGUGAUACCAUCAUUGAUAUAAUGGCAAAGUCACUUGUCAUUGAUAAAUAGAAGAUCUUAUUACAGCAACGCUAUUCUAACCUGACAAAAAGCCAGUUAUCACUUUACAUAUCUGUUGGCUGAGCUUAUGAAAUGACCCUGCCCCUAAGAACUGUGACCAGAAUUAGCCAAUACUCAUGUAAAGUUUACAAAAAUUCUGUUCAGUUUUGGUAUUAGUUCUAAGUUUCAAUUCCUGCACAAGUACUGUUCAGUUUCGGUUGUAGCUCUAAGUUUCGAUUUUUGCACAAUGACUGUUGCAGUGGGCGGAGGGAGAGUCCAGGGUAUAAUAACGGAGUGACGCGACUCAGAGUAGUCCGUUGCAGAACUGUACUUCUUUGAACCAUACAAUAAAAUGGCAAAUCCUGAUCAUGACCAGGUGGAUUUCAAGGUGACGCGAAAUUCACGUUUCAUCACUGAAAUCUCAGUCGAGGGCCGGCACCUGAGCAUAGAUGACCUGAAAUUGGAAUUUCAGAAAGAUUGUACAAUAUGGAAUAAGCUAUGUGAGCUGGGCAGUACGAAUCAGGGGUCAAAAAUCUACAGCGAGAAACCAAGGAUGCUAGAUUACUUGAGUAAAACCAUUCAAAGCUAUCCGAAGCCAGUUGAAUUCCAUGUUGCAAAUGUAGCACAUGUCACUGAGAAAAAUGCAUUACUUGAGAUAUGGAAGUCAGAGAAAUUCAGGCCAAAUAACACCGAAUUCUCAUGGUGGGAUUUGAAAAUUACUGACGAGGAAAUUAAUUCUGCAGAAAAACGCUACUUAGAGACGAAUAAAGCAACAAGCUCAUAUGAAAGCCAGGAACCGUUUCUGAAAAAGUUCACCACAUCACCACUGUUCCAAACUCACGAAUCCCGCUAUGGCAAUUAUCGCUUUACGUUUCCACUGGCCGAGCUGCUGGAACGGUACAAAGAGCAGAACUGCGGAGGAAAGGAGCCAGUACUCAGAGUGUUUAAGACCAUCGCCUAUAAACAGGAGAUUGUGUACGCUGUGCUGAUUCACAGCCCUGAGUAUAACGAACAUUUUGGAGCGUUCCCAGCUCUUGAAGAUAGUAAAUUUGUUGGUUACCGUGAUGGGAAAAUUAUCUGGAAAGCACAAGCUAUUUCAGAAACUCACAGGUAUCAGUUUUUAUCAGGGGAGCUCGAAUAUCUACCGUCCCAUGUGUUCUACGUAUGGGAUCAGGUUAGUGUAGUCUUUCACCUGCCAGUACAGGCUUCAGCUCACAUUAAGGUCACAAAAAAAAGACUCAUAAAUGCCCUUGAAAUUUGUACAAUUGCCAAAAUACAUCUAACAAGGAAUGAAACUAAGGCAGAGCCGGAGGCAUUGUUGAAAUGUUUGAAAAAGGAGGUAGAAGACAUGGAGGAAGUUGUGAGUGGUUCAGAAAAAGAACUGAAAGAGGAGAGUGAGACUAAACUCAUCUGACAUCAUCGCUGUGGCAACUACACCCGUUCUCCCACUUGGGUCCUGCAAGCUGCAAUCAUGUGCCUUGACCAGCGAAUCACUAGCUGUUUUAUUUUACCGUCACAAACGGCUAGUAAAUAUAUUUAGUGUUUAUUUUAAGUUAAAACGCCAGCAGCAGUAAGACUGAUGCCAAGGUAGGUCGAGCUGCUUAGCAUUAAAAGGAGCACAAAUGUGUGACCAAUGGAAAUAAAUGCAUGUUACUUAUAAAAUAUGCAAAUGUGCAAAAACCAUAUUCAGAUGUGGAUUUAUUGAAUUCAAAAUAUUAAUUCAUCAGGAUUCAAGUAUUUCUCUCACGUAUUAAUGAAUUAUUGAAUACAAUAACUCAGCCUAUGGUAGACUUUGGUGAAAAGGUUACAAAUCUAUGGCAGUAGCAGAACACACCCAUUAGAUUAUAUUUAUUACAAGUGCACAAAGGAUAUAGUCUGUGUUUAUAAUCAGGUGUCAGUGCAGUUUGUCUACAGCUAAUGCUUGAACUCUUACAACUAUUUUUAUGUUUUACUAUUUCUUUUGCAGCUGACUUGAUUUGGUGGUAGUUUUUAUAUGAAUUAUUUUUUUUUUCUAUUAUUUUAACACUGAAUUCCUGGACAUUGUGAGAUCUAUAACACUAUACAAUUUAUUGAAACAAUUCUAUGUAAUUGUAUAAUCAUUCCUAGUUUGUGUCAAUUUUGCAUUAAGAUGUUUCAUGUUAUACUUUAAUUAUAACUGGACUGGGUGAUAUUUGAAAUAUUUGUAUAAUUCAAGUAUGGAAUAAUAAGGUAUAUUGUGUAAAAGCAAAUAUUUCUAUGUAAAAUGAAUCGAGCUUACCGCAUACAAACAAUAAACUCUGACC